This is a messenger RNA of Durio zibethinus, 2905 nucleotides long. RefSeq names its product BAHD acyltransferase DCR-like. The record is from RefSeq and is a predicted model, not a curated record. Lineage: Eukaryota; Viridiplantae; Streptophyta; Magnoliopsida; Malvales; Malvaceae.
ACUAUAUAUAUAGACAUUGAGACUUCAAAAAUAUUGAGUUUGAGGCCAUUGGCUUUAACAACUAUAGCAGACAACUAAGGGAAGACAGCAGAUCACUUAAUCAUCUUGUGAAAGAACAUCCUAGUAAACUAGUUGUCGUACAAAACCUCCCCAAGAAUAAACCAAAAAAAAUUGGCAAUUGCAGGUAUUAAGAAUUGCUUAGAAUCCUAAAGAUAUCGGCACAUGUCUAGGAUGGUGAAAUUCAAAGGAAAAAGUUGCAGCAAGUCACGAGAAUUGGAAGCUAUUAACACAUAACAGGAAUCUGAAUAUGAUUUUCUCAAGAAAAUGUGGACUUGUUGGAUUCCUAGGCAUUCCAGAACUGAUAGUUUCAAAGAUUUCCUGAUAAUUCAGAACUGCUACAAAUACAGUAGCAGCUCAAACUUCAAUAUUAGCUUCCUACAACCCAAAUUCCAAAGUUUCACCGUCUCUAGCCACAUCCCUCUCUGAUGUAUCUUCUCUGUUGAUAAAAUAUCCAUAACAUAAACAAAUGGAUAAUAUGAGAAGACGCCCCAAAAAAAGCAAAGAAACAACCACCACGAAACUACCCACCUCCUUUUCUUUUAAGUUCAUGAACCCAAUUCCUUUCCUUCUUCUAUAUAAACCCCUUUCCCUCUCCAUUCAUCCCUCACUCCCCUUUUUCUUUAGCGAUCAGCUAAAACAAAGGAAAAAUAGAUAUAUACUGAACCAACGGAAACCCUUCAAAAAUCACCAUGCCUUCUUCUUCAGCUACCCUUAUUUCGAAAUGCACGAUUUUCCCAGACCAAAAAUCCUACAUCAAAACCUUAAAGCUAUCAGUUUCAGACAUCCCUAUGCUGUCCUGUCAGUACAUUCAAAAAGGAGUUUUGCUGACGUCUCCUCCUUUCUCCUUCGACGACCUCGUCAUUUUCCUCAAACAAUCUCUUUCCACAACUCUUUCUCACUUCCCUCCUUUGGCCGGUCGUCUCACAACCGACCCCGACGGUCACUUGCACAUCACCUGCAACGACGCCGGCAUAGAGUUUCUUGUAGUGAAAUCUCCUAAACUUUCUAUCCACGACAUUUUGUCUCCAGGCGAUGUCCCCGAUUGUGUCAAGGAGUUUUUCACUUUUGACAAGACACUUAGUUACUCGGGCCAUUUCAAGCCGUUAGCUGCGGUUCAGGUAACCGAGUUAGCCGACGGGGUUUUUAUUGGGUGCACAGUGAACCAUGCUGUGACCGAUGGGACUUCGUUCUGGCACUUUUUUAACUCCUUUGCUGAGAUUACUAAAGGAGCUUCAAAAAUAUCGAACUCUCCCGAUUUUUGCCGUAUCAACGUCUUCAAUUCUCAAGCCGUGCUUCAAUUCCCUCCCGGAGGCCCCUCAGUUACUUUCGCCGGCGACGAGGCGUUGAGGGAAAGGAUUCUACAUUUUAGCAGAGAAGCGAUUUUAAAACUUAAAUACAGAGCUAAUUACGGUUGUUUGUUAACUAAACAAACGAAUUCCGAAGUUUUAGGAAAGCUCUAUAACGACAGUUGGAAAUCCGUUAACGGAGAAAGUAACGGCAAGGUGAAAAAAGUUUAUGAUGAGAUUUCGUCUUUCCAAUCGCUUUGUGCUCAGCUUUGGAGGUCGGUGACGCGGGCUAGGAAAUUGGAGCCGACCAAGAUGACGACGUUUAGGAUGGCGGUGAAUUGCCGGCACAGGUUGGACCCAAAGCUCGAGCCGUACUACUUUGGGAACGCGAUUCAGAGCAUUCCUACUUUUGCUCCAGCAGGUGAGCUGCUGGCUAAGGACUUGAGCUGGGGCGCCGAUCUGCUUCAUAAAAACGUGGUGGCACACGACGAUGAUACGGUACGGAUAGGUGUAGCUGAUUGGGAGAAGCAGCCGAGGUUAUUUCCGUUAGGUAACUUUGACGGUGCAUCAAUUACCGUGGGAAGUUCUCCUAGAUUUCCAAUGUACAAUAAUGAUUUUGGGUGGGGCCGGCCUUUGGCUGUGAGGAGCGGUAGGGCCAACAAGUUUGAUGGGAAGAUCUCAGCCUUUCCUGGUAGAGAAGGGAAUGGGAGCGUUGACUUGGAGGUCGUUUUGGCGCCCGAUACGAUGACGGGCCUUGAGAACGACGCCGAGAUUAUGCAGUACGUAUCGGAAAUCGUGUGAGGGAGUACACUGUAGUGGAAUCUCUUUUUUAAGUGGGAUAAGUAGCCCAGGUGUCGAUAUAUGAUUGGUGAAUAAUUGUUAAACCAUUAUCCAAAUCUUGGGGUUGAGAGGCGGUGAUCUUUUGGACGGUUGUGAUUUCAUUUGUGUAAAUCAUAAGAGCUAAACGGGAUAAUGUUUUGGCUACUUUUAUCAGAGUUGUUAUGUUGGGCUUUGUACGUGAAAGCUUUUAUUUUCCAUGUGAUGACAUCAACUCAAAGGAACGGUUUUAUCAUAAUCAAGUUGCCUAAUCUAUAAUUAAGGAUAGAAAAUGAUAGAAGUAAUUAAAAAAAAAGAUUAUCUUGGAAGUUUCAAUGGCUAAUUAAUCUAAAUUAUCGGCCUUUUAUUUGAGGGUCCAGAGGUACCACUUUCUCAAGUCUCAAGGCUUAACAUAUACAAGGUUGUCACUUUCAGGCUUGGAUCCAUCUACCAUUUUGGGGCCAAUGGAUCCAGUUACCAUUUGCACCUAUUUCUUUAAGGUUUACUUGUAUCCUAACCUAUAGUAUGAGAUUAGCUUGUGUCAACUAUGGGAUUUGAAUCUUGUUACACAUUUAUCUCAGUUUAGCACAUGGAUCUUCCAAUUUCCUACUCUCAAAUAUAUGUCUAAUUGCACUUGGUAACCGGCUUGAAGUUGAUACUUGAAAGUAUGUUUGCAGGGAAAGCAAAAUAAAGAUAUCCAUGGAAAGUUUUAGUUUGCUAAUGGAAGUUCAGCUGCAAGAUUA